GGGCGUUUCACUCACAACUGAAACUACAACUGAAACUACAACUGAAACUACAACUGAAACUACAACUGAAACUACAACUGAAACUACAACUGAAACUACUAAUGCUAACGAUACUCCAUUGGCCGAUAUAACAAAUAUUGUUGAAUAUUCUAAUAAUGAUCUUAUUGACGACUCUAAUGAAGACCCUGAUGAUGAUAUUGAAACUGAUGAAAAUAGCACUGUUGAUACAACUCGGAAAAGGAAAUUCCGAAGAGGUUUUCUAGAAAAUGAUGAUCAUUAUUAUCAAUGUUUGAAUGAGGCUAGGAAAUUUCAGAUGCCUAACCAAAUAAGAAAUCUUUUUGCAACAUUACUCAUCUUUGGAGAUCUCACAGACGUAUGCCAGUUAUGGAAUGAAAACUUUAGCGCAAUGGCUGAGGACUUUGCACUCAGAGGAAUACCUGAGGGACAGCACCAAAUUCAAGCAGUUUUGCGACACAUAAAUCAAUUUCUGCAAAGGCAUUCUAAGACCGUUACUGAUUAUGAUUUACCAGAACUAAUGCCAGAACAUAAUAGUGAAGAAUUACCAACAACGCUUAUUGAAGAAUUUUUGUACCAAAUUGAUCCAGAAGAACUUGCAAAGGUGGAUACAUUAAACGAAGUACAACGUGCUGUAUUUGCUGAAGUAAUGGGUCUUAUAAACGAAGAAAAUCCUAUUGAUUUGUUGACAGACGCCAUUUAUCCUGAUCUUACUACCAAUGCUAUUAAUAGCUCUUUUAUAACAGAAAGAGCAAUUUUAACUCCUUUGAAUAAUGACGUUGAUGAAAUUUACGAAAAGAUAAUUUUGACUAAAUUUCCUGGAGAACAUUACAUAUCUUAUAGCUUUGAUUCUGUGUCAGAUGACGAUGUAAAUUUAUCUCAACUCCAUAACCCCUCAAGGCCUUCCCCCACACGGUGUAAUCUUAAAGCUUUUGUAAAGAAUGGCACAAUUGAAGGAAAAGACGGGACCUACACUCGAAAUGUUGUAUUCAAGGAAGCUUUA
Racocetra fulgida is the source of this 1018-nucleotide messenger RNA. Lineage: Eukaryota; Fungi; Glomeromycota; Glomeromycetes; Diversisporales; Gigasporaceae. The record is from the annotation of a GenBank genome assembly.